Molecule: messenger RNA, 201 nt
Organism: Bipolaris zeicola 26-R-13
Lineage: Eukaryota; Fungi; Ascomycota; Dothideomycetes; Pleosporales; Pleosporaceae
Exons: 2
Coding region: 1-201 (66 amino acids)
Source: RefSeq, a predicted model, not a curated record
AUGCGCUUGCCCAACCUUUCCGCGGCGGUUGCGUUAUUGGUAAUUGCAGUAGUCACAGGCCCACCACUAGUGGGUUACAUGGAUGGUGGGCGUGAGCGGGAUACGGUGAGCCUUGUGGUUACCCGCCCUGUGCUGCUUCUCCAUCAUGGGCGCGAGCGGUACAGUCAGCAUAGGCUAUGCAACCCGCGGUAUCCCGAAUAG